AUGUUGAUGAAGCAUUAGAGUAAAAGAAUUGUAUUAAUCGUAAAUUUCUUAAUGCGGUUUAAAAUGGCUGCUUGAUUUAAUGGAAAGCAAAAGAAUUAGAUAAAUUUUGGAUUGCUGAAAGAAUUUUUAAAGGUGAAUUUGUAAUAUAUAACAAAUAAUUAUGGCUAUAUUAAUGAACAUCUUACAGAAUUAAAUAAAUUAGAUUAACCUUUCUCAUAUUCUACAUUCUUUAUAAGUAAAAGAUUAAAUAUGAUAAAUGAUGUUUAAGGAGUUGGCAUAAAUUUUACUGAUCCUGCUGUGAAUACAAACACAACUAAAGUUUAUUGA
Molecule: messenger RNA, 327 nt
Organism: Paramecium octaurelia
Lineage: Eukaryota; Ciliophora; Oligohymenophorea; Peniculida; Parameciidae
Source: the annotation of a GenBank genome assembly